This is a messenger RNA of Marmota flaviventris (yellow-bellied marmot), 3713 nucleotides long. The record is from RefSeq and is a predicted model, not a curated record. Lineage: Eukaryota; Metazoa; Chordata; Mammalia; Rodentia; Sciuridae.
GUGGUUGUGAACUUCACCCAGGAGGAAUGGGCAUUGCUGGAUCCUUCCCAGAGGAACCUUUACAGAGAUGUGAUGCUGGAAGUCUUCAGAAACCUGGCUUUUAUAGGCACAUCACAUCUCACUCUGAACACAAAAGCUACAAGCACGAGGAAUGUGAAGAGAAGCCAUGUGAAUUUAAACAGCACAGGCAAUCCCUGGUUUCUGUCAAAAGUGUUCACACACAAAUGUUAAUACAAACUGGAGAUGGACCCUAUGAAAGUACAGUAUGUGGGAAAGUCUCCAGUUGUUCCAGUGACAUUCAAAGGUAUGAAGAUACUCAUACUGGGUGGCAACCCUAUGAAGAUCAACAAUGUGGUGAAGCCUCUUCUCUCCCAGAUGUUCAAAGACAUAUGAGAACACAAAGUGGAGGUAAACCUUUUCAAUGUGAGGUAUGUGGGAAAGCCUUUCAUUUCUCCUCUUUAUUUAGAAGACAUGAAAGAACUCAUUCUGGAAAGAAAGUCUAUCAAUGUAAACAAGUUGGUCAAACCUUUAUUUCACACACAAGUCUUCAAAGGCACAGGGUCACACACACGGGGAAUGCACGAUUCAACUGUAAAGUAUGUGGGAAAGACUUUGCUUAUCCCAGUUUACUUAGAAUCCAUCAGAGAACCCAUACUGGAAAGAAGCCUCAUGAUUGUAAGCAGUGUGGGAAAGCCUUUGCUAGAUCCAAUGACCUUCAAAUACAUGAAAGAACACAUACUGGGGAGAAGCCCUAUGAGUGUAAGCAGUGUGGAAAAGCCUUUGCCACAUCCAGUCACCUUCACUCACAUGAAAUAACCCAUACUGGAGAAAAGCCCUAUGAAUGUAUGCAGUGUGGCAAAGUCUUUGCUACAUCCAGUAUCCUUCACUCACAUGAAAAAACUCAUACUGGAGAAAAGCCCUAUGAAUGUAAGCAGUGUGGCAAAGCCUUUACUAGAUCCAGUUAUCUUCAGAUUCAUAGAAGAACGCAUACUGGAGAGAAGCCCUAUGAAUGUAAGCAGUGUGGCAAUUUCUUUGCUAGUUCCAGUUACCUUCCCAUACAUGAAAAAACACAUACUGGAGAGAAGCCCUAUGAAUGUAAGCAGUGUGGCAAAGCCUUUGCUACAUCCACUUCCCUUCAGAUUCAUGGAAGAACACAUACUGGAGAGAAGCCCUUUGAAUGUAAGCAGUGUGGAAAAGCCUUCAGUAGUUUCUCUGGCCUUCACUCACAUAAAAAAAUUCAUACUGGAGAGAAGCCUUAUGCAUGUAAGCAGUGUGGCAAAGCCUUUCCUAGGUCCAGUAGCCUUCACAGACAUGAAAGAACACAUACUGGGGAGAAGCCCUAUGAAUGUAAGCAGUGUGGCAAAGCCUUUACUAGAUCCAGUGAGCUUCACGCACAUGAAAAAACUCAUAAUGGAGAAAAGCCAUAUGAAUGUAAGCAGUGUGGGAAAGCCUUUGUUAGAUCCCGUUUCCUUCAGAUUCAUGGAAGAACACAUACUGGAGAGAAGCCCUAUGAGUGUAAGCAAUGUGGAAAAGCCUUCACUCGUUUCUCUGGCCUUCACUCACAUAAAACAAUUCAUACUGUAGAGAAGCCUUAUGCAUGUAAGCAGUGUGGCAAAGCUUUCGCUCGUUCCUCUAGCCUUCGUUUACAUAAAAAAAUUCAUACUGGAGAAAAGCAUUAUGCAUGUAAGCAGUGUGGCAAAGCCUUUGCUACAUCCAGUAGCCUUCACAGACAUGGAAGAACACAUACUGGGGAGAAGCCCUAUGAAUGUAAGCAGUGUGGGAAAGCCUUUGCUAGAUCCUGUAGCCUUCACUCACAUGAACAAACUCAUACUGGAGAAAAGCCCUAUGAGUGUGAGCAGUGUGGCAAAGCCUUUUCUACAUCCAAUUACCUUCAGGUUCAUUUAAGAAUGCAUACUGGAGAGAAGCCCUAUGAGUGUAAGCAGUGUGGCAAUACCUUUGCUAGCUCCAGUAUCCUUCAAAGACAUAGAAGAACACAUAUCGGAGAGAAGCUCUAUGGUUGUAAAAAAUGUGGAAAAGCCUUUGUUACAUCUGCUCACCUUCACUUACAUGAAGCAACCCAUAGUGCAGAGAAAUCAUAGUCAUGAAAACAAUUGGCAAAGUCUUCUGUUAAUAAGCUUUCACUCAUUAUCAUGUAGUAAGUUUUCUGUAGAAAAAUUCUUAGAAAAAAAAAGAAAAAUUCUUUGAAUGUGAAAUAUGGGUAAAUCAAUAUUUCUUGUCCAAUUCAGAGAGAAGAAAGUGCUCACAUGUUUGAAUCUAUCUAUAAAUAGUACUGGGGAGUUAGUCUGGUGGUCAUUUAUUACUGAGCCAUGGUGAAGGAGAUUUCCCACUCACUGUCUUGACAGGGUCACAGUGACAAUUAAUGCUGGCAAAGCCGCGCUGGUUGGUGGGAAUCCGAAACCAUGAGACCCUUUUUUUAUAUAAUUGGGACUUUUCAUUUUCAUGCUUAUGUUUCUAACAGGAGGCAUGAGUAUGUUAAAUGCCAAACAAAUUAAAUAUCAGAUGGCUAGAACAUAACAGGUAGUUCAUGCAUUUAAGGCUGUUCUUCUUCCCCUCAGCAUAUCAAGGACAAAGUAGAAGGCUGUUCUUGUAUCUCAGUACACUGAGGACAAAUCUGAUAAUGGACAACAAACAUCCUCUGAAAGGUCACGAGAAUUUCAGGCACCACACUGAUUAUAUCAACUAGAACCCAAGCUCAUAUUUCCAGCCUCUUAGAAAACCUAAUCAUUAUGCUUAUUUUACAAAGCCCACCAUGUGUAGUCUCAUUUUUGAUUGAGGAAAGUUAUAUUAUACACUUAGGAAAGUUAAAACAUUUAACGAUAUAAUCUUCUCUUUUUAUAAAAUCUUUUUUACUUUAUAUAGGGUUUUAUGAUGAAUAUAGUUAAUAUUGGCGGAAAGUGGACUGAUGUUUACAACUUAUUUUCUAUUGAGAAAGAUUAUAAAGAUAUGAGAACUAGUGCACCUUGAAAAAUGUAAAUUAGUGAUGCAUUUUAUUAAUGAUUCUGUACUUUUAAUAAUUAAAUAACUAAAGGUCAUAUCCUGGAAAAAUGGAAAUUAAAUUGUAUAAUCAAUGGUGUAUCUGAAUCUAUAGUGAUAAAAAUAUUGCAAUAAAAAAUGACCCAGAGAAAGCUGCAUUAGAGCUCUCUCUCUCUGGAGAUUGCUCCAAGGGAACGACUCCUGUCUCAUCUUUUCGCUGACACCACUUAUCCUUCAGGACCCCCUGGACCCCACUAGGGCAGGACCAGGGCAGAGCCACAAACUUUUUCCUUUUUAUUUUGAGAGAGGGACUUGCAGAGUUCCUUAGGGCCUUGCUUAGGUGCUGAGUUUGGCGUCAGAAUUGUGAUACUUCUGCCUCAGACCCUGAGUCUCUGGGAUUAAAGGCAAACACUACUAGGUCUAACUGAAUAAUGCUUUAAAUGUGAAAAAUUCGGAAAAUCAUUCCAUUUUCCCCGUUGCCUUCAAAGUCAUUUCACUCACACUGGAAAACAACCCUCAGUAUGGGGAAGAUUGGGUACAUUCUGUCAGCUUCCCAUCCCAGUCCCGCUUUCCUUCUCAUAUAUGAAAAUACUCAUAGAGGGAAGCCCUGAGAAUGUGAUUAAUGUAGGAAGUCUUCUAAUUUUCCCAGUUUUUUAUAAGGUCUGUUAAGAAUCUUCUGGAAAGAUUCAUGCCAAAAUGAAUAAAUCAUAUGCAAGAAA